AUGGACUUCACGUUUACAGCCAAUCUGCCGCCACCGGCAGAACAACGACUGCCACCGGAACCACCAGAUAAAGGAGGAAGUGGUAACGGAUCUAAUAUUGAUAAGGUGCAUGAAAAAAGAGAGAUGAUAUCCUUUAGGGAUAAAGUGUUAGGGAAACAAGCUGUUAUCACAAGGGAACGUGUGGAUCUAUUAGCUAAUAAGUUGGCUAAGGUUGAACUGGUAAAAGGAAAUCGUUUAAUGCCGAUGCUCCACGUUGAAGGGAAAGUUAUAGAAGAAUUGAGUAUACCAUGGAAGGAUGCUUUGGUGAUUAAAUUAUUGGGAAAGAAGUUAGGAUACAACACGAUGAAGAAUAAAUUGGAAACUACAUGGAAACUAGUAGGAGGCAUAGAGUUGAUGGAUAUUGGUAAUGCUUUCUACAUGGUGAAGUUUGAUGGAGAAGAUGACAAGAACAAGGUGAUAAAUGGGGGUCCUUGGAUGAUCUAUGAUCACUACUUGGCCGUUAGUCAGUGGUCUCCAACUUUCAACGCGGCUACUGCGACGAUCGACAAGACGAUGGUGUGGAUCCGGGUUCCAAGCCUGAACCUUGUUUAUUAUGAUGAAAGUUUACUUUGGGCCCUGGCAUCAAUGGUUGGCAAUCCUGUAAAGGUUGACCUUCACACGCUGCGAGUAGAACGGGGAAGAUUCGCUAGAAUGUGCGUUGAAAUUGAUCUCACAAAGCCGGUAGUUGGUCGAGUAGGAGUCAACGGCGAAUGGUAUCAAGUUCAAUAUGAAGGGUUACACAUCAUAUGCACUCAAUGUGGAUGUUAUGGUCACCUUCUAAAAGACUGUGCACAGACAAAAAAGAAGCCAGUUACAGAGGUUGCGAAAACCGCCAAUAGUCCCGCAACAGAAGGCACUCCGGUGACACCUCCACAAACUCAAAUCGAGGCUAAAAUUACGGAGGAUAGCGCUUGGAAUAUGGUUCCCAACAGAGAGGAAGGAGAUCCAGAUUUUUUGCACGGUGAUUGGAUCAGAGUGGAGAGAAAGAAACGGGGAAAUAAAUUUAAUGCUAGCAAUAAUAGUGGGAUUCCGUUUCCUACCAACGUGCAAAAUCACAGCAAGGAGCUAAACAAGCCUGUAAUUGAACACAAUAAUGGAAAUCAUGUUAAUACAAGUCAACGGUCUGAAGCUGGGCCCAAUCAAAAUUCAAAAAGGAAAUUUAAAAAGAAGAGGCCUAGAUAUGACACCACUGGUACAAAUAAAAUUAGUCAGCAUGUAACUUCCAAGGUAGAUGUUUCUACAUCAAUGGGAGUAUACAAUGGUGGACAUAAUACAAUAAAUGCCAAGGUUACUCAAAUUCCAAACCAUAUACAAAUGGAAAAGAAUGCUAGCCUAAUUAAGAGUGGAAUUCCAAACGUGGAAAAUAUUCAUGGAGCUUCCACUAGUAUUGCACAAAAGCAUCACAAGGAUUAUGAUAUUGGGAAUGGUAGUGUAAAACAAAACAUUUCAAAAUCCACACAUGUUGACAUGGCUUCAGCAACAAUAGUGGGUGCUGCGCAAAAUAUGUCACCUGAGGAGAUGAAGAGCAGUUUUGGUGCUGCGGAGGAUACAAGCAUGCAUCUAAAUUAA
Molecule: messenger RNA, 1608 nt
Organism: Trifolium pratense (red clover)
Lineage: Eukaryota; Viridiplantae; Streptophyta; Magnoliopsida; Fabales; Fabaceae
Exons: 1
Coding region: 1-1608 (535 amino acids)
Molecular function (GO): nucleic acid binding; zinc ion binding
Source: RefSeq, a predicted model, not a curated record